Molecule: messenger RNA, 1888 nt
Organism: Puccinia graminis f. sp. tritici CRL 75-36-700-3
Lineage: Eukaryota; Fungi; Basidiomycota; Pucciniomycetes; Pucciniales; Pucciniaceae
Product: argininosuccinate lyase
Exons: 8
Coding region: 77-1471 (464 amino acids)
Cellular component (GO): cytosol
Molecular function (GO): argininosuccinate lyase activity
Source: RefSeq, a predicted model, not a curated record
UACCACCGACAGACCCUUUCAAGCAAAAGAUACCCACCGACAUACCUCAUCCUCGUCAUCUUCCCCGAAAUUAAGAAUGGCUGAACAAGUGACUAAGCAGAAGCUGUGGGGUGGUAGGUUCACUGGAUCUACGGAUCCUCUCAUGCACGAGUUUAACCAAUCCUUGUCUUAUGACAAAAGGAUGUUCAAGGCAGAUAUCAAAGGAUCUCAAGCUUACGCGUUGGCGUUAAAUGCGUCGGGGAUCUUAAACUCAGAGGAAUUUUCUGCGAUCCGCACUGGGCUGGAUGAAGUUUUGCAAGAAUGGGAAUCCUCUACAUUCGUCCCUCACGAAACAGAUGAGGAUAUUCAUACCGCUAACGAACGUCGAUUGAUGGAGAAGAUCGGCAAGGUCGCCGGGAAACUACAUACCGGCAGAAGUCGAAACGAUCAAGUUGCAACCGAUAUGAGGCUAUGGUUGAUGGAGGAGUGCGACAAACUUUUGCUAUUCAUGGAAAGUUUGAUCAAGGUGAUCGCAAGCCGAGCAGAAAAAGAGAUCGCUGUCCUCAUGCCUGGUUACACCCAUCUCCAACGUGCCCAACCUAUUCGAUGGUCCCACUUCCUUAUGUCACACGCCACGGCCUUCCUGUCCGAUUUUAAUCGGUUGAAGUCUUUGCUUCCCAGAAUUGCAACCCUUCCCCUAGGAUCAGGACCUCUUGCGGGAAACCCAUUUAACGUAGAUCGGCAGUUAUUGCUGGAAGCGCUUGGCUUUCAAUCGUUGUCAAUCAACUCGAUGCAUGGAGUCUCGGAUCGUGAUUUUGUGGCCGAAUUCCUCUUCUGGUGUACCAUGACGAUGGUACAUGUUAGUCGUCUGGCAGAGGAUUUAAUCAUCUAUUCCUCGUCGGAAUUCGGUUAUGUUACCCUAUCCGAUGCUUACAGUACUGGAUCUAGCAUCAUGCCCCAGAAGAAAAACCCAGAUUCACUCGAGCUUUUGCGGGGGAAAUCUGGAAGAACCUUUGGACAGCUCUCUGGGUUCUUGAUGACAUAUAAGGGUCUUCCAGCUACUUACAAUAAAGACUUGCAAGAAGACAAGGAACCUAUGUUUGAUGCGGCCGACACUUUGUCAGCCUCUAUCCAAAUCCUCGAGGGAGUCAUGGCAACUUUGGAGAUUCAUCCUGAGCGCAUGCAGGCAGCCCUGACGCCUGAAAUGUUAGCCACCGAUCUGGCUGAAUAUCUUGUUCGCAAAGGGAUUCCCUUCCGAGAAACGCAUCAUGUUUCAGGCUCGGCAGUCCGAUUGGCCGAGCAAAAGAAAAUCACUCUAGCGCAGAUCUCACUGGAAGAAUAUCAAGGGUUAUCUGAACAUUUCGCUCAAGACGUUUUCGAGGUUUUCAAUUUUGAAAACUCGGUUGAACGUAAAGACGUCAAAGGUGGAACUAGUAAAAGAGCGGUGCAAGAACAAAUCGAGGUCGUCUUGAACCAACUCAAAUCUCAGUAAACCCGUUGGUUUUUCAUAAGUUGAUGACACCCCAGUCGAAAGACAGAGCGAUAAGCGCCCGACGCCGACUGGCUUGACUGAUGAGGGACUCGUGUGUCAAGUUUGUUGGUUUUUUGGGACACAGAAAAAAAACCCCCACUGCAAUUGCUAUCAAAUUCUAAGCGUCACAAACUCACUUUCUUGCUUAACCAUUUUCACCAUUUUAUCUCUUGUCAAUCAUUAUCCCCCGGAUUGAUCCUUAGCUCAACGUCUUCUUUCUUUCUGACAAUUGUUGGCUAUCCACCACUUUCAUAGAACACGCAGCCAAGUGUAUAUAGCUGUCAUAGCCGAUGAAGCAAUAACUUGAUUAGUUGGUUAAUUGAUUGAUUGAUUGGGCCACAGGUGCAUUAUUAGCCAACCAAUGGUGAUAAUACUGGA